This is a messenger RNA of Liolophura sinensis, 973 nucleotides long. RefSeq lists its product as uncharacterized. The coding region runs from base 1 to 723 and encodes 240 amino acids. The transcript is spliced from 5 exons. The record is from RefSeq and is a predicted model, not a curated record. Lineage: Eukaryota; Metazoa; Mollusca; Polyplacophora; Chitonida; Chitonidae.
AUGGGGAAUGACUGCAAGGCGUUUGCCAUCAACAGUCACAAUUAUAAUUACUGUGUUCUUCUCGGUGGAUUUGCCCAGCUGAAUCACACGGUGUGGAUGAACCCCUAUGGAGGCUGGAGUGUUUACCACAUACUGAAUGAGACGGUGGAAAUGCCUGUGUUCCGGGUAUCGGCUGGUAACGGUGUAUCCGUGUGCAACUCCUGGCUGACGGGAACACCCUCAAGCCUCAAUGAGACGAGCACCUCGGGGGACCUAGACCUCGGCUCACCCCUCACCACCUUCUACAAACACCCGCUCGUCGACGACUGGGAGAAAUGGGACAUCGCCGAAGUUAUCUUUUCGCUGUACACAAACAGCAACGAGGUUGUCCGUCUACGCUUCAGUGGUUCAGGGACAAGCAAGAUGUCCUGGUUCUCCCUCAGCAACCUUCUGUCAUCGCCGUGGACAGAUCUGCAUAUCAACGCUGACGUCAGCGACUUCACUCUGUCAUUAGAUUGGAUAGCUCAUUUCAGAACCUUUUACAUCAACUCUGUGUUUGGCGGAUGUACUAUGGACAAAGGCUGGAUGGUUGUGGUGGAUGGACUAGACAUUUGUCCUUGGACAUUUUCAGCGAGUUAUCCCGCUUUUCUGUACGCUCUUGGUUAUCAGAAGCGGUUGUGGAGUGACGCCAACCAGUUCGGAAAUGCAGAUGACCUGGUGGUAUCCCUCCUUUUACAGCUGUGAAAGAAUAGCAUUUUACUGAACUGACAACGCCACAGAUAACCUUGGUUCAUAAACAGUUAUUCUCCACAAUGACCUUGGAGUUCCCGGGCUUUUUUUUAAUUUAGAUGAUCGCCUCAAGCCUCAUACUUCUGUGAUGAACUGGAUUACCUUUGCGAAUUUUACAUCUUGUACGCCUUGUUUGAAUUAUUUGCUGUAGAGUAUGAAAACAAUUUCCAAGGUUAAUUGUCAUUACUAAAGUACGUCAUUCUAA